Messenger RNA from Daldinia childiae, 1164 nucleotides. RefSeq lists its product as uncharacterized. The record is from RefSeq and is a predicted model, not a curated record. NCBI's taxonomy places the organism in Eukaryota, Fungi, Ascomycota, Sordariomycetes, Xylariales, Hypoxylaceae. The transcript has 4 exons. The coding region runs from base 1 to 1164 and encodes 387 amino acids.
AUGUCUAACUUCCCAAGAGGCAAUCUAUCCCCUGGUGAUCCUGGUUACUAUGAUUCCAAUUCCGAGAUGAUAUACGUUCCUGUCGGCGUCUUCCUGGCUAUCUGUCCCAUCAUUGUCGGUACCCGAAUAUGGUCGAGGUUGGGAAACGGAGGACAUCUUGGCGCUGAUGACUGGACUAUUCUAAUAUCACUUGGGUUCGCCCUGGCUUCGAGCGGAAUCAUGCUUUUGGCCUGUCAUUACGGUUAUGGAAGACAUACUUACAGUUUGUCCGGUCCUGAUAAAUACCAAGCUUUUAAGUACUUCUACCUCUGCCAGGUGACUUACAAAACCUGUAUCAACCUAACAAAGGCGUCAAUCCUUCUACUCUACCUGAGAAUCUUUAGCAAUACCAAGUGGUUUAGGUGUGCGUGCCGCUUUAUGCUACUGAUUGUGAUCAUGUACUGCAUCGCAUCGGUUACGGCGACGAUAUUCCAAUGCACCCCGAUUACCAAGGCGUUCGACAAGUCUAUAAAGGGCACCUGUAUAGACAAUGGAAAGUUCUGGUACGCCAACUCUGGCUUCUCAAUCGCGACCGAUAUCAUCAUUCUUACUCUCCCUAUGACUCUCGUCUACGCAUUGCAGAUACCUAGAGUCCAAAAAGCUGCCUUGAUGAUCGUCUUUGCUCUCGGUGUAUUCGUGGUUAUCACUUCUUGUCUAAGAGUGACAACCAUAGAUAUGCAAGCAAGGACACCAGACCCAACUUACGACAUUGCCUCUACCAUGUGGACCAUCAUCGAGAUGAACGUAGCGCUCGUGUGUGCUUGUCUUCCGCAGAUCCGUCCCCUGAUUAUCAAGUGGUUCCCAAAAUUGAUGCCUACCUACUACUCCAAUUCUCGUGAUAAUUCGGACAAACGCGCCGCUUACACUAGCAGUGGCUUGCCAAAGUCCUAUCCGAGUAGCAGCGAGAGUCACUCCAAGUCGGAAGAGGAUAAAUGGGCGCGCAUCAACAACGGUAAAAUUGGAUACGAGGGCGCCAAUCUAGCCAAUUUUCGUAGGGCCGAUUCCAGCUCAGAAGAGUAUACGCUACACGAGGAAAAGGGACUUCAAAUACAGAAGACUGUACAGUACACCGUCGAGUACUCGCCGGAUGGUAAGCGCGACCCGUAUAUUGGAUCGAUGAUAUGA